This is a messenger RNA of Aegilops tauschii subsp. strangulata, 765 nucleotides long. NCBI's taxonomy places the organism in Eukaryota, Viridiplantae, Streptophyta, Magnoliopsida, Poales, Poaceae. The record is from RefSeq and is a predicted model, not a curated record.
GGUCACUUGCGGCCGCGGCCCGUACGUGCGCCUCAUCCGCGCCCCCUCCUCCUCGUCGUCGUCAGUCAGCGACGGACCGAACCACCGAGCACACACCCACCUCACCGGCCAACGAUUAACCGGCAUGGCGGCGGCGCUAUCCGCGCUGCUCCCGCGCGCCGCGGCCGUCCGCAUCGCGGCGCCGCGCGCCCGCCCUGCCGCCGCCGCGUCCCGCCUCCUCUGCGCGGCGGCGGCGGGGGAGGCGUCGAGUUCGCCCGCGGCGCCGCGGAGGCUGGUGCUCUACACCAAGCCCGGGUGCUGCCUCUGCGACGGCCUCAAGGAGAAGCUCCACGCCGCCGUGCUGCUCGCCGGCACCCCCUACUCCCUCGCCUCCCUCGAGCUCCAGGAGAGGGACAUCACGACGAACCCGGAGUGGGAGCGGCUGUACCAGUACGAGAUCCCGGUGCUGGCCAAGGUGCUCGCCGACGGCACCGAGGUACCCAUUGAUCCGCUCGUGAUUUACCCUUUUCGCCAUGUUUUCAGCUACGCAAUGAAAUACUUCCGAGGCUGUCUCCCCGACUAACUGUGGAGCUCAUACAAAAGAAAGUAUCCAGCGUGUUUGAUCAGUAAGGAUAUAAUUGUACUUCGAAAGUUCAAUCGUCAGCUUUGCAUUUAGAGCUGCAGCUGUAAGAGUGGCAAUAGGUGGUAUGAUGAUUGCUGUUAUUGUCCUUGGUUGUAAGUUGUAAACCAUGAUUUUCAAUUGCUUAACUUUUUUUUGUACAUUUA